This is a messenger RNA of Aspergillus steynii IBT 23096, 1290 nucleotides long. Its product is annotated as DUF4050 domain-containing protein. NCBI's taxonomy places the organism in Eukaryota, Fungi, Ascomycota, Eurotiomycetes, Eurotiales, Aspergillaceae. The annotation marks the transcript as partial. The transcript has a single exon. The record is from RefSeq and is a predicted model, not a curated record.
AUGACCACCGAAGCCCGCGACGCUGCAAUCCGCGAGGCGAAGCUGCACGUACGCGAAAUCGUCCGGAACGACUGGCUCUUCCACCCGUCCACGGACACUGGCCUGCCCGCCUCGUCGACCCCCGCCCCGCCAUCCCACGAGAUCGCCGAGUGGCGCCUGCGCGAAUACGAUAGUUCCGGGUCCGAGCUGGAGCCCGUCUCCUCGCCGGAACUGGAACCGGAAGAUUACCACGACAGCGACCAUGAAUUGGAGUAUCGGCCAGAGCUAGGAGGCGCCGCGCUGCGCGAGAUCUCGCCGCGUCGCAAGCGCCGCAGACAGGAAGAGGAAGAGGAGAUGCGGUGGAACGAGGGCCUACGAACUUGGGUGGAGAGACGCGAUGCCUGGUCUGGGGCGCUGUCGCGCACGGAGAUCCGGAGGCGCGAGCAGAGCGAGAGGCAGCGGGGGCAGGAGAAUGGGGAGGAAGGAGCGGCGCAAUCGCAAUCGCAAUCGCAUGGCCUGGAGGGCCCGAAUGCGACUGCGACUGGGAACGAGGACGCGCAUACCCUGGAUUCAACAACUUCUUCUGGCUCCGGCACCAACUCGUCGUCGGGAUAUGACGACCUAGCCGCUAGAACCGAAGCCUCGCUCUCCGUCGCCGAUCAGGAUCCCACGUCGACGACGUCGAUGGUGGCCGCGACGCAGCAGCAGUUCCCGGCGGACCGCGAACGCGAAGACGAGCCUUCUACCGCCGAUCCGGAGAAUCCUCACGACCCCGACGCUGCUCCCGCGACGACAGCUAUCCAAGAACCCAGCACGGCGACUCCCGCGCCAGCGACGCAAGCUGCCACCGCCACUGCCUCGUCGCACCAGAUCGCGCGAAACCACUACGAAGACCCCUUCAUCCCCGUCGCUCCCUCCCUCAUCUCCAACUCCAACCCCAUCCGCGCCGCCAUCACCCCAACCAUGUACCCAUCCAUCUACUCGAAAGUCGUCGUCCAGGGCCUCACCCCCACCGUGCCUAUCAACCUGGCGGACGUCACGAAAGCCAUGGUCCAGGGCUGGAAAGCAGAUGGCCAAUGGCCGCCGAAACCCGCCAACACGAACAUCGUGCUCCAGGAUGACGCGACGGUGCGGAGGCCCGAGAAACCGUCCGCCAGCGCGGCGGGAGCCAGCGACGCCGCCGAGAAGCAGCUUGGGUCGUCGCCCGAGUCGAAGCGGCGAUCGGGAAUUGCCAGCACCGUUCGGAAGGUGCUGCAUUUCUCAGGAUUCCAUCAGCAUCCGUUCCAUCGACGGGGGUCCUCGAGUCAUCAG